AAGAAAUCCGAGCCGCUCCUGUGUUCCACAUGAUGCUGCGACUGCAGACGAAAAGCUGAUAAAAACACAAAAUAUAGUCGCCUGGUUUUCUCUGCCGUCAUGGAUGAAGAGGAUACAGCCGAAUACAGGGAGCCCUGCGCUCAGUGUGCUGCUGUGGACUGGGGCAUCUCAGAUGAGGGACGCUUCUACUGCAGAUCCUGUCACAACAUUAUCGAGAGAACCAAAGAGGUUGUGGACACUUCCUUCGUUGGUGACUUUAACAGAAUCUCCUGGAUCUCCAGUAAAUCCAGAGCUAAGAAGGCGGAGCGCUGCAGGGUGUUGAUGGUGUGUGAAGUUUUCCAGUUGAUCCUGAAGAAGCAGGCCGAGGCUCUGCUCAGACUGGGCGUCAGUCCGCACUUCAAGGACGAAGUUCUGUGUCAGAUGUGGAGGCUUUACCUGCAGAAGAGCCGGCAGGCGUACACAGACAACCCGGUCAACAGUUUCAGGUUCAGAAGGGAAGGGCAGGACUCGGACUCGGACAGCGCUUCAGAUUUCCCGCUGUCGGGGAGCUCCUUGGACAGCAGGUCCGGUCUGUCUGACUCAGCUGACUCAGCUGACUCUAAUACAGGUACGGACCUCAGAACCAGGCGUCCAAUCCAUCAACCUGCUUCUCCUCCUUCACUGCAGAGCUGUUAUAAAAUAAUCCCGUCUUACCGCUCCGUCCACAAAGAGGCCCAGAGCCUGAUUCUCUUCCUGCAGCUUCCUACUUUCCCUCCAAUCGUCCCACAAACGCUGCUCCACCCAGCGCGGCUCUGCCUGCGUUACCUGAUUGACGCCAACCUGCCCGACGAGCUGCACAAGUGGGUCUGCAUCCUUAUGGACCGCGCAAACAUGCUCGAUGAGAAAUGCCACACGGCGCAAGUCUCGCCGCGUCUCGUCCUGCCGCAGUACGAGCUGCAGGCCGCCGCCCUCAUCAUCGUCACCAUGAAGGUGUUCUUCGGCCUGGACGACCACACCGAGUGGGAUUUGUCUAAUGAGGUUGGUUCCCAUGGCGACUCAGGAAACCUGUUCAGCUUCAGGAAGUGGUACAAACUGGUUCAGGCCGCUUUGGUCCAGGCUCAGCAGAGGAGGAGCCAGGACAUCGCCAGGAAACAGUGGAAAGGAAAGAAACUGUUCUACAUAAACAAGAAGGACAGAUUUUAUGUCACAAAGAGGAGAAGAAUCUCAGAAAACAUCCAGAUGUGUUUGAAGAAGCUGGCUUCAGGUCCGCCGGCCGUCCACGACUCGGGGCCCUCCAGCUUCCAGGACUCGGGGCCCUCCAGCUUCCAGUUCUGCUGGGGCGACGAGGACAGAUCCGACGGACCCAGUCUGCACCGCAUGAAGCUUGACGGCGUCGUUUCUCAUCAGAAAGGCUCCACGGCUCCAUGCAACCAAAAAUACUGGCAUCUCCCCCUCCACCCCUGCCAUCCCUGGGCGUGCAGCAGUCAUUACACCAAGCUGGAUCCCACGCUGCCGCGCUCCUUCGUUUGGCUGCUGGAGCUCUUCUCCUUCAUGCUGGACGUGGAGUCCUGGUGUCUGCUCCACGCCGUGCUGCGAGUGGAAAGACGGGUUUUUGGCAUAAAAGCGGCGCAGGACAUCAGGGGAGCGACCAGGACCAAGACGAGGAACCGGACCAGGGUCAGGACACGGACUGAGAGACGAACCAGGUCUCAGGGUGGUGAUCCAGGAAGGAAAAACAAGAGCUGAACUAAAGGGGCAAAUAGAAUAAAUUAUCUAUUUUUGUGUUAAACCCAAAGAUGAACAGUAAAGAAAAAAAAAACACGAUUUAUGUUGAGAAAUGUCAACAAUCUCUUUUUCCUCUCAUCAAACUGCAUAUUUUACAGAAAAGACAUCAGAGAAGUGUUACUAAAUUAUUACAAGGUUUAUUUAAGGCUUAAUGUCUGUAGUGAUGAAUAACCAGCAACAUCUGUAGCUUUUUUUUUUGUUAUGUCCAUCUGCUUUGUCUGGAAACAAAGAAACAGCAGGAAGCUGCAGUGGCAGGGGAGUGCCCAGCAGGGGGAGACAAACUGCAGCAGAAAGCAGUGUUUUUAUUGGAUAAAGAUUCACACAGAAUCAGAAGCUGCAGAGCUGAAACCUUCUGAAAUGUUUUCCUUCCACUGAACACAGAUGAAUCCCAGAAAAAUGUCAAAUCUGUUGUCAAGCUGCAGAUUCACUGGGACGCUUCCAACAUGUUCUCCUGCUGCUGUUGCCAUGGAGAUAUUACAACAAGCAGCCGAUUGGCCAAUGGUAUGGCGCUGUGUUCGCUUACUGUAGGUUAUGAUGAGGUUCUCUGCAGAUCUUUGGUUGGAUUCAAAGCUCCCUUUGUUCAACAUUUCAUGGUUCAGAUGUAAAAGAUUCAUUUAUUAAAGGAUCUGUAGUUUUUCAGACUGAUUCUUUAGUGUCUUCUUUUGACUUCAGUGUUUUGUUUUGUGUUUUAUAUAAUCUGAAACAUUUUAGGGGGUAAAUAUUGCCGUAGUAUUCUCAUUUGGCUCUAAGAAUAUUUGAUGAAAAAGUCUCUUAAAUUAGCAGAUAAAAUAAUUAUUUCAGUCUUAAAUACUACAGAACAUUUAUACAUACUUGUUUU
Messenger RNA from Cyprinodon variegatus (sheepshead minnow), 2602 nucleotides. RefSeq names its product TATA-box binding protein associated factor, RNA polymerase I, B (gene taf1b). The record is from RefSeq and is a predicted model, not a curated record. Gene Ontology annotation, biological process: nucleolar large rRNA transcription by RNA polymerase I; RNA polymerase I preinitiation complex assembly. Bases 100 to 1725 code for a protein of 541 amino acids. Gene Ontology annotation, molecular function: RNA polymerase I core promoter sequence-specific DNA binding. Gene Ontology annotation, cellular component: RNA polymerase I core factor complex; RNA polymerase transcription factor SL1 complex. The transcript is spliced from 13 exons. NCBI's taxonomy places the organism in Eukaryota, Metazoa, Chordata, Actinopteri, Cyprinodontiformes, Cyprinodontidae.